Molecule: messenger RNA, 2109 nt
Organism: Phytophthora infestans T30-4
Lineage: Eukaryota; Oomycota; Peronosporomycetes; Peronosporales; Peronosporaceae
Product: Polycystin Cation Channel (PCC) Family
Exons: 4
Coding region: 1-2109 (702 amino acids)
Source: RefSeq, a predicted model, not a curated record
AUGAAGGCGUUGCCGAGUUUUGUGACAUCGAUGGCCGCUAUGCCGAAGCCUCGACCGAUCGGCAUUCCACAGACAUUUCUGCUUCGAGACCUCAAGGAGAAACGCAAAUUCCGACUAUUAUCGAGAAAGUUGCUGGCAUUUAUAACAUUCGUCUCCAUCUACUUGACAGCUCUCCUCAUGGACCGAAACAUCUCUGGCCGUUCUGUAGUACAAAAUAUUGUGGAAACAGAGUUACUGAAGACUCCCCAAGGAACAUCGAGUAUUGUCUUCAAUGACAUCACGAGUGUAAACGAUUUCUGGGAUUGGUUUAUCAACUCGUUUCUAAGCAUCAUGUACUCUGGAAGUGGUGGAAGCGAAGCCUACACAUUAGCGUCUCACACGGUUAUUCUAGGGGGAUUUCACUUGUGGCAAACUCGAUAUGCGGCACUAAACUUCAGUGACCCUGACAACAAAGGUAGCAGCUGCUAUAGCGACACGCCACUGCUCCAAAACAAAACGUGUUACUCCACUAAGCAAGAGGCGAUCGAAGAUUUUGGCAUCACUGACGGAACCAACGAGAGCUCAGUGAAGCUCCAAUCGCUCGACAUGUUUUCGUAUUCGACCGACAACAAUUCAGACAUCAGCGGGUACCAGACAUUUUUCCUCCGUAGCACCACUAAUGGUGCCAACGAACUGGCAAAGGCCAAUUCGAUGCAACAAUACGGCUGGUUGGAUCGUCAAACCAAGGAAGUGGUGGUCGUUUUGGCUCUGUAUAAUCCCUCUCUUCGUGUCCUAUCGAUCGUACAUUUGACGAUAGAUUUUAAUCUCGCAGGCGGAGUAACGCCUUCUUCUGACGUUCUUGUAUUAAAUCUCGAGCCGUACGACUUUAACGCGAAGAAAAACAUUGUUCGUGUGAUUCUAGAAGCACUUUUCAUCGGCCACGUCGCCUACUUUGCCCUACUCGAACUUUGGGACGUCUGCGUGCUUUCCGGAGGCAACUAUCGAAUUGUAAGUUACAUCGCUCGAUACGGAUUGAUGAACAAUAUCGGCGACUGGGGGAACAUCUUAGUGAACGUGGCUAUCAUUAUUUGGAGAUACUGCAGUCAGAAAACAGCUACACGCCAGAAACUGCUCAAGCUCAAGACAUUCGACGAGUACAUCAACCCGCUGCCACUGAUGAUCUGGGAUCGGAUACUAUUGGUAACAAAAGGAGGGCGACGUCUCAUGCGUAGUGUGUACGGCGCAAUGCCCGAGGUGAUAUCCUUCAUCCCAAUCUACUUCUCGGUCAUCGUGGGCUAUUCCUUUGCCGGCCACAUGCUAUAUGGAUUGAAUUUCACCGAGUGGGCGACAUUCCCACGGGCAUUUUUCCGUGUCUUCGAACUCAACUUUGGACUGUACGAUCCGGGUCCGAUUUAUGACCAAGGUGGUAUCUUCAGUGCCAUCUUUAUUUACACAGGGAAUACCGUCUUCUGUAUCCUCAUGCUUAAUAUUUUCAUGGCUAUCGUCAUGUCCACAUGGGAACGUCUAUCCGAACAAGAAGCGGAUCGUGCUGAAGAGCGAGACCAGUUCUCACGUGGAUUGGGCUUCACCGACGUGUUAUUCCUCAUGGCAAUGAAGGAAGAUCACGUUGAUGCACUCAUCGACGUGGCGAUACAACUUGAAGGUGACAAAUUAAUUACCAGGAAUUUAUUCUGUAACGUUUGGGACGAGCUCGACGACGAUGAAGUUCCUGAAUGGACAGUGAGUCGCGUGCUUGGGUGGUACUGGGAUCGCAACGAUCUCGCUGCUACAGCAUCAGGACUUAGUGCUAGCACACAAGCGUUGGCAUCUUUCGGCUCUGCAGCCGCUGUCUCGAAAGCCUUGUCCAAAUUCAGCGUAGCAGCUGCAAACGCAAAAGCCACAAGUAAAGCGACUUCCCCUACGAAAUAUGCUGGACGCACUGCUACGCCGGACUCAGAAACAGAAGAAGAAGCUGUUGAAGUUGUCAACACUGCUCGGGAUCUUGACACAAGGCCACCGCCAGUCACACAUAUCAACAUGGCUACUGUCGUCAACGCUUUCGCUGUCCCCACCUUACCGUGGGGUGCCACAAAACCCACAACUAACGCUAAAGUAGGCGUGGAUGGGUAA